AGCAGAAUGAAAAAAAGCUGAAAUGUUGACCCCAACAACCAAUAUAAGCUCUAAAUGUAUAACUUUUCUACAAAAUCAUUUUUUUCAGUGUAUAUACAGUAUAAAUAUCCUGCUAACUUGCUCAAAAAGGUGCUUUAGCGUCCAGCCUGCUAUUAUGAAUCUGUUGUAAUGCGCCCCGCACCCACUAGAUGGCGUACUGAGAUAGUCUGCGUUUAGCAACCCAUCAUUUCCUAACGAAGAAGAACAACCGGAAGUCUGAAUACACAACGCUGUAUCGACUCUUCUUUGGAAUCGUUUCAACAAACACACGCCUGACUACUUGGAAAAACAUAUCACAGUUCUUUAAAGUUGCUGGGGCAGAGGACGAUAGUUUCGCCUGGUAAAGUUUCCGCUGGACUCGGGACGACUUCCGGAUUUCAAAACAAAAGUAAAAACCCUGCAGAGGUGUGAUGGACAUCAGCAUCGCCGUCUCGCUCAUCCGAGGCCAGAUGGGCGCGGUGGUUGAGCGGGCCGUCAACGGCGCCGUGGAGACGGUGCUGGCCGAGAUGCUCAAAGUGGUGGGCGUGAAGUUCGAGGAGCUGAAGGCGCAGCUGGCGCACAUGAAGCGGGACGUGGCGGCGCUGCAACGGGAGAAGGCCCUGAAGGAGAAGGAGAACGACAACAUCCGAGCCAAGCUGCGCUACACCGAGCUCAAGCUCAAGUACUACCGGCAGGGGGUGGAGGAGGAGCUGCAGCACAGAGCCUCCAGCAGCUCCUCGCUGGUCCGCGGCCAUCCGUCCAAGCUCUCUCCGGGGCAGACGGCGGGCGCUGGCGUCUCCUCCACUGGGGCGUCGCCGGCAUGCUCCUCUCAGACCUUGGCGGGUGAUGAUCUGGCGGUGAAGAGCAUCCGAGAAUGCACCUCUCCUCAAAGCGUGAGCCAGCACGCCAAGAAAAUGGCGUCCGUUUUUGACCCGUCAGACAGCUUAUUGGCCAUCUCGCUCCCCAUGACCACGGAAGCCCUGGAGAGUCCAGGUCUGCUGUGUGUCACGGAUCGAGACGUUGCUCAGGAGAGCGACUGGAACGUCACCGUGCACGACGGCUUCGUGGGCACGCCUCCCGCACAGGCGCUGACGCAGGAAGUCGCAGAGCAGCAGACGGCUACCGGCCCACCGCAGGCCGACAGCUCGACCGCUCAGGUGAAGAUGGAGACGGAGGAAGAAAAGCAGGUGAUUUGCAUCAAGGAGGAGCCGGAGGAGGAGCAGGAAGUCAUUUCAUGCCUCCUGCUGGACGAUCACAUGGACCGCAGUCACACGGCUCAGUUGGAGAUGUCGGCGACACAGCGGUCGGGACUUGAGGCGUGCCAGAGGAAAUGCUCCUCGGGCUUCAUCUCAGCCGGACCGAGCUCCUAUGUGGCGUCUCAGCCGACCGCCUCGUUGCCCCCCAUCGCUCCCAUACCGCCCGGCAUCCCGCGGGAGAUGGUGCGUGGCCCGUGGACCAAAGACCUCAGCUUGUACGAGGAGUACAAACUGCGGCGGAACGAGCUCCGCCGGCGAAGCCUCAACCGACGGCGAGAACUGGAGAAGACGCUGCCUCAGCCUCUGCUGGCCGACCUGGUACGGGAGCGCAGAGAAAAGACCCGACUGAGGGUGGCCAGAUGGAGGGCGAAGAGGAAACUGCAGGCGUGUCUCAACCAGGUUCAGACGCAGGGUGGCGCCGUCGCUCUCUCCCAGACCGCUUUCCCUGUCGGUGGUCCUUCGCAGCGCAGAGAUCCUCGCGCGGCCACCUCCCGCAACAACAACAACAACAACGUGGUCGUCUCGGCGGUCCCGACCUUCCCCUUCGUCACGCCGGCGGCACCCUCGCUGCUCCUGAGGGCCCCCGAUGGCGCCCAGGUCAAUCAUCAGCACGCCGUGAUGCCGUCAUCUUCCGCCCCCGCCUCCUACCCGCAGGUCGGCCUCGCGCAGCAGGACGCCAACCCCGCCCCCCAGUUUUAGCGGCCCCUUGUGAGACUCCGGGCUGGAUUUCAUUUUCGUGAUUUGAAAUAUGAUGGAAAAAAAAACGUGAUUUGGUUAUAACUUUAUUUAGGAUGCUUAUCAUUGCAGACAAGGAAAUGGAACAUGCUUGGCUUCCUGUUGAGGUGUGCGCUGGUUACACAUGUUACACGUGUUAAGAAAUGUUUAACAGCCAGGUCAUAGGUUCCCUUCCCCAACGCUGCAGUAAUCCCUUGCCAAUUGGCGCUUCCAAUUUUGCAUCUUUACCAAAAAUAUAUGAAUGAAUAAAUCAUGCCGUGUCAUGGUUGAAUAUGGUCUAUUAUUGCUCAAAAAUAUGUAUGUUACCCAUUUUUGGCUUUAAUGAAGUAUUUCCAAUGAAGUAAAAUCCAAAUAUAAAUCAUGUUACAUUGAUGUGAUGUUUUCUAAAAAUGUUUUUAAAUUUAGCCACCACAGGAAGUACUGGAAGUAAACAAAAAAAAAAAAAUUCCCAACAUGUGAGUCUUAUUUUAUGUCUUCUAUAUUGGAUAAUAGGAGUGUAAAUGUGACUAUAGGGGUGUUAUUUCAUGUCUAGAGGGCUCUAAUAAUUAUAAAGCAUAUUGCAAAUGUGGUAAACAGCUUUUCUAUGCUGUAACUUUAAGAUUAAGAAGGAUUACUGUAUUCACUUACUACUAUUACUACACACCCAGUGUACUAUCAACACUAGUAGUAACACUACAUCUGAAUACUAAACAUCCUGGGUGUUGGAUCCCAGAACUUUAUAAUAAACUUUGUAUGAGAACUUUGUAUGAAAUUCUCACUUUUGUUUUAUUAAUUUAAUUAAAAUGUGUCUUGACAUUAUUGACGCUACUAAUGUUAACGUCAUGAAUGAAAUAAAUGAGUUACCGCAGUUAACGGGCUAUUUUUGACAGUCCCGAUUUAAAGACAGAGCUUUGUUUUAUUAUUAUUAUCACCAUUUCAGCGUCUUUACAUAUUUCUCACAUUUUUAAUGGGUAUUUUUUGGCAAUGAAAAACACAGUGGGGGCCACAAAUGGUCCCUCAGGCUGCACCUUGGACACCCCUGAUAUUCACUAUGCUACUGCAAUAUUUAUCUUGGGCUUUUAUAUCCUUUAAAUAUGGAGGACCAAAACUGCCAAAAUAAUAAAUAAAUAAAAGUGAAAAUAAAAACAAAAAUGAAAAAAAAAAUUAAAUACAAAAAAAUAAAUAUAAAUGGAAAUAAAAACAAAAAUAAAAAAAAUAUAUACAUAACAGUUCAACCCAAGACACGCUUAGGACCGCCCCCUCAUUUGAAUAGUUUUUCCUUCUGCAUUUCAAGCUGACAUUGUCUGCAGCAUGAAAUAAAUACAUAUGAGAGCAG
This is a messenger RNA of Doryrhamphus excisus (bluestripe pipefish), 3324 nucleotides long. The record is from RefSeq and is a predicted model, not a curated record. Lineage: Eukaryota; Metazoa; Chordata; Actinopteri; Syngnathiformes; Syngnathidae.